AUGGCCUGUGGGUCCGCAGCUUCGGGACGAACUCGCCGAUUUAUCCAGUCCUCCCCCACCAAAGCAGCCAAGGCAAUCGAAGAAUUGAGGCAACUCCAUAAACCGGGACAGCUGCUCCGCUACGCCCUGGCUCAUGAAGCCGAUGACUUGGCCGUGCUCGAGCUGGUCCUCCGUCGGCUGGGGGGCCUCAUGCGCGAGCCUCGGCCAUCGGGCAAGAAGGCUUGGACACGAAAGCGGCUGAGCACCGACGGCAGAUUCCACGUUCUGAUGAACACCCUAAGCAGCCGACUGGACGAGUGCAACUCCCGCACGCUGGCGCUGCUUGCCGAUGCUGUCGUUCGACUGGAGGUGAGUUCGCCCGAAGUGGCAGACCUCAGUGAGCGCAUCGCAGAGGUGGCCACGCACCGUCACAAUGCGAUUAGCCCGCAGGACCUCUCCAUACUGGCCGUCGCGCUCGCGGCCCUGCGCGUUCGUGGACCUCCUACGGAGCAGACAGCAGGCCACCUGGGAUCCGCGGUGGCCUUCGUCCGCAGUGAAGCCAUGCGGCAGCUCCAGGAUUUUCGCUUCGGUUCCUGCGUGCACCUCCUUGAGGCCUUCCUGCGCUGGGGAGUCGUUGAUGCAGAGCUGACGAACAUGGUCUUUGCACGAGUGGAGGACAUCUUGGAGGAGGAGGUGUCAACGCGCGAUGUCGAGGGCCUCUUGCAGGUCUUGGCAAAGCUCGGCCAGCCCCGUGUGGUCAUUAUCCGCAAGCUUUGCCAGCUCACUUUCAGCAGUCUCUGGUCUUUUGCGCCAUCGCAGCUGGUGUCCAUCAGCCACUCGCUCGCACGACUGCGCUUCUUAGAGCAGCGCGACGUGGAUGAGCUCCUCGGGGCCCUGGCGCCGCAGCUCGGGAGGCUCCGGAAAAGCGACACGGCGAGGCUCCUCUUCGCCUUGGCCCUGAGCGGGGCGACGUCACCUCCGGAAAUCUUCGGGGUCCUCGCAGCACAGUAUGCAGCCGACCCCGAAGUUCUGGACCCGAAGGAGGACAUUGACAUGGCAUGGGCCCUGUGCGCACUGGAGCUGUCGGAGAAGUACAGAAACGUGCUCGAGAGAAUCCUGCAGCGCUGCUCCGAAACUCCCCCGCAGUCGACCGUGGCCCUCAUCAAGCUCCAUGACGUCCUUGCGUCCGAAAGUACGGCCAACGCCCAGCUAUGCGAGGCCGCGGCUGAAGCGGCCCGGACAGAGGCCAAGAGGCUGUCGAAUUCUUUGCAGCAUCAACAGGUGACUCGGGUCCUGUCGCCUCCGGGACGUUCCGGGCCUCCGGGCUUGGAGUCUCCGACGUUGCAAGCAGCCGUGGGCCCCUUUCUGGUCGACUUCUUCCUCGAGCAGUCUUCUCUGGUGAUCGACCUUGACCUCGUGUCUUGGCCCAUCUCACGCCGUGUCCGCCACCGCCUCCUCCGCAAGUUGGGCUACCGGACUGUCCUGGUCUCGCCCUGGGAUCUCAAGAAUCUGCGCACCGACGCCGACCUUCUGGGAUUCCCGCCGGCAGCGUAG
Symbiodinium sp. CCMP2592 is the source of this 1533-nucleotide messenger RNA. NCBI's taxonomy places the organism in Eukaryota, Dinophyceae, Suessiales, Symbiodiniaceae. The record is from the annotation of a GenBank genome assembly.